GAUCUCAAAAAUGCAGAGCGUGGUUUUCACUCUCUCCCCUUCUUUUUCUCUUUCUCUCAACAAACCUCGCACGCGCUUCCACUCUAUUACUCUCUCUUCUUCCACUUCCAAACCCAACGUCAAUGUCUCUUCUUCUUCCUUCCCGCGCCAACCGUUCUCUCUUGCCUCUUCUUCCUCUUCCAAACUCACGCUCUUUCAGGCCAAAGCAACCUCCGUGCCGGAGAGCAGAGAUGAUUCCUCCGGCAGUAACAGUUUGUUCAAUACUCUGGAACUUGGAGCCUUGUUUGGCUUCUGGUUAAUCUUCAACAUCUACUUCAACAUCUAUAACAAACAGGUUUUGAAGGUGUACCAUUUCCCACUAACUGUCACUGCAAUUCAGUUUGCAGUGGGAACUGUCCUUAUAUUGUUUAUGUGGGGAUUUAAUCUCUAUAAGAGACCAAAAGUCACUGGUGCUCAGCUUGCAGCAAUAUUGCCACUGGCUUUGGUACAUACUCUGGGGAACCUUUUCACUAAUAUGAGUCUUGGAAUGGUCUCUGUGUCUUUCACUCAUACAAUAAAAGCAAUGGAGCCUUUCUUUUCAGUGAUCCUCUCUGCUAUGUUCCUUGGAGAGAUGCCUACUGCAUGGGUGGUUGCUACCCUUUUGCCUAUUGUUGGUGGGGUGGCGCUGGCGUCUGUUACGGAGGCCUCUUUCAAUUGGGCUGGAUUUUGGAGUGCAAUGGCUUCCAAUUUGGCAAACCAAUAUCGUAAUGUUCUUAGCAAGAAGGUCAUGGUUAAGGAGGAGGAAUCUAUGGACAACAUAACCCUCUUCUCAAUAAUAACAGUUAUGUCCUUCUUGUUGUCAGCACCUGUAACUAUUUUCAUGGAGGGUGCCAAAUUUACCCCUGCUUACCUGCAAUCCGCUGGAUUAGAUGUUAGACAAGUUUACAUAAGAUCUCUUCUUGCUGCACUCUGUUUCCAUGCAUAUCAGCAAGUUUCUUAUAUGAUACUGCAGAGGGUAUCACCUGUAACUCACUCUGUGGGAAAUAGUGUCAAGCGGGUCGUGGUCGUUGUGAGCUCUGUCAUCUUCUUCCAAACACCUGUCUCACCAAUCAACGCAUUAGGGACUGCUAUAGCUCUUGCUGGGGUUUUCCUCUAUUCAAGGGUGAGGCGAAUGAAGCCAAAGACAGCUUAAUUUUCAGUAGUAAAAUUUUGCUAGGUGCAUAACACACACUCUAGUUACAAUUCUGAAUUUCUUUAUAGGUCAGAUAGGAUUGACCCCCUUACUAUACCCUUUUUUAGUUGAUAUAAGC
Messenger RNA from Gastrolobium bilobum, 1289 nucleotides. RefSeq names its product phosphoenolpyruvate/phosphate translocator 1, chloroplastic-like. The record is from RefSeq and is a predicted model, not a curated record. Gene Ontology annotation, molecular function: antiporter activity. Gene Ontology annotation, cellular component: membrane; Golgi apparatus. The coding region runs from base 11 to 1171 and encodes 386 amino acids. NCBI's taxonomy places the organism in Eukaryota, Viridiplantae, Streptophyta, Magnoliopsida, Fabales, Fabaceae. The transcript has 9 exons. Gene Ontology annotation, biological process: transmembrane transport.